Molecule: messenger RNA, 738 nt
Organism: Dacryopinax primogenitus
Lineage: Eukaryota; Fungi; Basidiomycota; Dacrymycetes; Dacrymycetales; Dacrymycetaceae
Exons: 4
Biological process (GO): endonucleolytic cleavage to generate mature 5'-end of SSU-rRNA from (SSU-rRNA, 5.8S rRNA, LSU-rRNA); endonucleolytic cleavage in 5'-ETS of tricistronic rRNA transcript (SSU-rRNA, 5.8S rRNA, LSU-rRNA); small-subunit processome assembly
Cellular component (GO): nucleolus
Molecular function (GO): RNA binding
Source: RefSeq, a predicted model, not a curated record
GGAUGGCAUCGGUUGAAGAAGAAUGGACAGGAUUCAAAGAAGAUGUCCCCGAAGGACCAGAACCAGCAGGGCCCAGCUCUCCCCGACUCUCCGAACCUGAAGACUCCCUCCUCCCAGGAACAGUCGGCCACCUCCCUUCCUUCCCCUCCGCCCCGCACGCCCUUUCCUCAGAAGCGCUCCAAGCGUUUAACCAAGCCCAAGAACGCGCCGGGGUAGUGUACAUCUCCCGUAUCCCCCCGGGGAUGCAGCCUGCCAAGGUCCGCCAUCUCCUGAGCGGGUAUGGUGAGGUGGGAAGGGUCUACCUCCAGCAGGAAGACCCGAAACGCGCGUAUUUGAGACGAAAGUACACGUCGACCAAGAAGGCGCAUUAUACGGAAGGAUGGGUCGAGUUCACCGACAAGAAGGUAGCGCGGGCUGUGGCGGAGCUGUUGAAUGCCCAGCCUUUGGGGGGCAAGAAAAGCUCGAGGUGGAGGGAUGAUGUUUGGACUAUGAAGUACUUGCCGAGGUUCAAGUGGGGGAUGUUGACCGAGCAGAUUGUGCAUGAGAGAGCAGUGCAUAGAGAUCGGUUAAGACAGGAACUGUCCCAGAGCAGGAUGGAGCAACGGGAGUACCUUAAGCAGGUCGAGCUCGCCCGAGUGCUCGACAAGCGCGCGGAGCGUAAACGGAAGCGGGCCGAGCUGGGGGAAGAGACUAGCACUGUUCAGAGAGUGGAGAAGCCGAGGAGGGAGAGGGAGAAGA